Medioppia subpectinata is the source of this 1624-nucleotide messenger RNA. Lineage: Eukaryota; Metazoa; Arthropoda; Arachnida; Sarcoptiformes; Oppiidae. The record is from the annotation of a GenBank genome assembly.
GAGCGAGACGUGAGGCGCCAUCUGUCGCGUGUUUGGCAGUGAAGAGCGACUCAAAGGCUGAUUAUCAAUAAAAUGGCGAAAAUUUUACGUCAAAAAACUCUUUGAAUGUUUGCGAAACCUCUUCGACGGCAAGUGUUGGCAAAUGUCGCGCACUUUCGCCGGUCUUUCGGGCACUUAUAACGUGAGAGCCAACGAAUUGGCGCUCCAGAGGAAUACAAAGACCGUUCGAUGUCUCGUCUACUUCUUGGACGACACGCAACACGUCUUCGAACUCGACAGACGCGCCAAAGGAGACCAACUGCUGGACGUUGUGUUCCGUCAUCUGGAACUCAUAGAACGUGAUUACUUCGGCCUCCAGUUCACCGAAACCAUUGCCCACAGCGGACACUCCAAUGCCCGAUGGCUCGAUCCCAACAAACGCCUCCGCAAACAACUCAAGUCUUCGCGCGCGCCGUUCCUCCUCUUCUUCAAAGUCAAGUUCUAUGUGACGGAUCCGUCGCGACUGCUGGAGGAAUACACGCGUUACCACUUCUUCCUGCAGAUCCGCAAAGACAUAGUGAGCGCGCGACUCGUGGCGCCGUCGGCCGCGUUGGCGCUCCUCUGUUCGCUUGUGGUUCAAUGUAAGACCGAAUUCGGGGACUUUUGCGCCGAAGAACACGACUCGCAAUACGUCUCGCGCCUGAAACUAGUGCCGAACCAAAGCGCGGACUUCGAGGAGAAGGUGUCGGAACUGCACGCUCUCCAUAGGGGACAGACGCCGGCCGACGCCGAACUCAACUUCCUCAUCCAGGCGAAGGCGCUGGACAUGUAUGGCGUGGAACUGCACAAAGCGAAGGACACGAACGGCCGCGAGAUCCAGAUCGGCGUCUCGGGCUCUGGACUCUUGAUUCUGCACAACGGCCAGAAGGCGAAUCACUUCUCGUGGGCGAAGAUCGUCAAAAUCUCGUUCAAAAGACGCCAUUUCUUCGUCCAGUUGCGACGCGAGGGCGUGAGUCCAUUGUUGACCACUUUAGCACAUUGUGACCGAAUUCCCGAUUCACAGACGGAGCGCUUCGACGCGCUGUUGGGUUUCAACUCGUGUUCGUAUCGCACGUGCAAAUCGCUGUGGAAGGCGUGCGUCGAGCAGCACACCUUCUUCCGGCUCCAGACGCCCAAACCGCACACCAAGAAGUUCUUCUUCUUCUUCAGUCUCGGCUCGCGGUUCCGGUAUUCGGGAAAAACGGAGUUCCAGACUCUGGAAGAGAACCGCAAACGUCUUCAGCGCACAGACCGCACGUUUGUGAGAACGGCGCGCUUCCACCAAACGGUGCCCAUCCCGCACAUCAACAAUCUCAUGCUCUCGCUCUCCAACGGACAAUCACGUGACAGCUUUCAAUCCAAUCGCAUUCAAAGUACAGAAUCUCCGGCGAAGAGCGCGUGGAACGCUUCCUCGCCAUUUUGUCUCAAGUCGUUGCCUUUCAUCGACAAAGAGGAGACCAACCGAUUGUCGUCGCUCUCAGACGACUCGUCGCCCGUCCACCUGCACACCGUUCACAUGCGGCCCGACGCGGACGGCCGCUUCGGCUUCAACGUGAAGGGCGGUCACGACCAGAACUGUCCGGUUCUCGUGUCGCGCGUCGCGCCC